Didymella exigua CBS 183.55 is the source of this 1288-nucleotide messenger RNA. RefSeq names its product RNA polymerase Rpc34. The coding region runs from base 55 to 1158 and encodes 367 amino acids. Gene Ontology annotation, biological process: transcription by RNA polymerase III. The transcript is spliced from 2 exons. The record is from RefSeq and is a predicted model, not a curated record. Lineage: Eukaryota; Fungi; Ascomycota; Dothideomycetes; Pleosporales; Didymellaceae. Gene Ontology annotation, cellular component: RNA polymerase III complex.
GGCAGCAACAACACGCCCAUGAUCGAACGGUGACCCGUAGACAUCCUUAAUACCAUGGCCGCACCUAUGGCACCUUCGAUGGUGCCCAAAGAGGAGGAGCCUCCAGUCAUCGACGUCGCGAACAACGAAGCAGCGUCCCCCGCGGAUGCGCUAUACGACAAAUGCGCCCUAAGAUCCCAAGGCACCGUCUUUUUCCAGCGCGAUCUGUCCAAUAUGCAGGUAGCGGAGACUAUGGCCGAGCUCACCAUGCUGUUGCAGGAGCUCUGCGAUCGACAUCUCAUGAAGCUUAUGACGUUCGAGGGAGAGCCGUGCUGGAAACUGCGAUCGCGCGCGGAGGCUGACAAACUGCGACGACUAACGCCUGACGAACGCCUUCUGUACCACCACAUCGACCAAGUCCAAGCUGAGGGCAUUUGGUCCAAGGCACUGCGCGCACGAACGAACGUGACACAACAAGUCCUCACAAAAUGCCUCAAGAGCUUGGAGUCGAAGGAUCUGGUGCAGUCGGUCAUGAGCGUCAAGUUUCCCAACCGUAAGAUGUACCUGUUGAAGCACCUGAGGCCUUCAGAAGACAUUGCCGGAGGUCCAUGGCAGUCGGAGGGCGACUUCGACACCGCGCUGAUUGAAACAAUCUCGCAGAUUGUGGCGCAACACAUCGAAAACGAGACCUGCAUUAAGGUCCCAGGCAACUGGAACGACUACGAGGGGCCUGACAGGAUAGCUGAAAUCGCACAGAAAAAGGCGCAAGUGCAGGGGGUACGCGACAUCGAGGACGCGCCGGCAGUGAAGCCAUACCACGCACCUAGAGAUCCGAAUGCGACAAAGAUCGUGCACAGGACAAGUCCGCAAUACCCGACAUCGGCUUCGGUAGCUGAGUGGCUGAACUCCAAAGAGGUUUUGAGAGGCAAGACAGUGAGAGAAGACGACAUGGAGCAGCUACUAGAGAUGAUGGUGCUUGAUGGCAGGCUGGAGAAAAUUUCAGGAACGAACUACCGCACCGUCUUGACUGUAGUCGAUACCAAGGUCUACAAUGGUUUCGUCGAUGCGCCGUGCGGCAACUGCCCCGUAUUCGACCUUUGCGGCGACGAAGGCGAGAUCUCAGCCAGGACCUGCGUGUACUUUGGGCAAUGGCUCGAGACAACAUCAGAAGAGGUGUAAAAGUCCAUUUCAAAAGGCAUAGCGAUGGCGUUUAGGACAAUCAUGUAUGUACGGCUACUAUUGAGAAAAUACCCAAUCAUACCUUCUACCUGCAACUCUGUAGUAAAUCAGAUAUGCUCUGCAGAGCUGC